This is a messenger RNA of Ricinus communis (castor bean), 1337 nucleotides long. RefSeq lists its product as uncharacterized. Lineage: Eukaryota; Viridiplantae; Streptophyta; Magnoliopsida; Malpighiales; Euphorbiaceae. The coding region runs from base 289 to 1155 and encodes 288 amino acids. The record is from RefSeq and is a predicted model, not a curated record. The transcript is spliced from 2 exons.
GCCGAAUGUCCCCAUAUACUUGCCUUAAUCUUAUUUGAUUUCAAGUUAAAAUAAACCAGGCAUAUUCGUCGCCCAAAAUAUGAUAAAAUGGCAUCUUCGUUAUAAUAAGACAUAAUAAGGGCUCUUUCUUUCUCCUCCACAAGUUCCUUAAACGAUGCUACAAGUUAUAACGAGCCAAUCCUUGUUCUAGUGUUUACUACUUCCACAUUAGCCUCUCGUUCUUUUCUCCAGACUGUUCCCUGCAAUGCAGACUGGUAUAAAGCUAACAGGUCUUCUAAUUCUCAUCCCAUGGACUCUUUAACCCUUAAACCCACUUUAAACUUCUUCUAUUUUAACCCGACCACCACUAUUAAAUCUCUCUAUUCUCAUAAACACUUAUCGUUCUUCAAGUUAACUCCUUCGACUAAAUUCAGAACCGCCUCUCCGAUUUGUUUUUCUGGUAGAAAUCCUUCAAAUGCUCAGAACCCAAGGUUAACACGCAAAAACGAUGCCUUUUCUUUUAACCCUUUAUGGGUUUUAGUCCCAGUCUUGCAAAGAGUCAAGUUCAUAGCUUUUUCGCAAACCAAGAGAUGGGUUUCUCGGCUGCAAGCAUACAGUGAGGAAUCAGAGAAAGCAAUGAAUGAUUACGAUGGCAAUUACUUGCAAAAUGGAGCUUUUGGAGUUGCUUUAUUAAGCAUAACAUCAAAUGCUAAGGUCAAAAUUAGUCCUUUCGUGUCAACAUUAGCAGCCAACCCAACUUUUAUAUCGGGAUUGCUUGCCUGGUUUGUUGCUCAAUCGACAAAAGUGAUUUUGAAUUUCUUCGUGGAGAGGAAAUGGGAUUUGAGACUAUUGUUUGCGUCUGGAGGGAUGCCAUCUUCACAUUCUGCUUUAUGUACUGCUUUGACAACAUCAGUUGCGCUUUGUCAUGGAGUAGCUGAUUCUUUGUUUCCAGUUUGUUUGGGGUUUAGCCUUAUUGUUAUGUAUGAUGCAAUCGGUGUUAGGCGUCAUGCUGGGAUGCAAGCUGAGGUUCUUAAUAUGAUUGUUGAGGACCUGUUUCAAGGACACCCUAUUAGCCAGAGAAAACUUAAGGAACUUCUUGGCCAUACGCCAUCGCAAGUCCUUGCCGGAGCUGUGCUUGGCAUUUUGGCGGGCUGCUAUUGUUGUCAAGUUGCUUAGUUGCAACCCAAAUAUUUUUUAGUAGGCAAUUUUGGUUGAAAUUUAUGCUAAUGAAAGGCUGAUCCCUGUGCUUUUACCAGGCACGGCUUAUUCUGUACGGCCUUCAAAGCUUAUGUACUUUAGACUGUUAUUCAAUAAACUUGAGAAUUGAGAAAUACAAAUGGAGUUUCAACUUUUUGCCA